This is a messenger RNA of Physella acuta, 1176 nucleotides long. RefSeq lists its product as uncharacterized. Gene Ontology annotation, biological process: G protein-coupled receptor signaling pathway. Gene Ontology annotation, cellular component: plasma membrane. Gene Ontology annotation, molecular function: G protein-coupled receptor activity. NCBI's taxonomy places the organism in Eukaryota, Metazoa, Mollusca, Gastropoda, Physidae. The record is from RefSeq and is a predicted model, not a curated record.
AUGAUGGAGAACCAGACCAUCAUUAUCGUCACCACCACCACCACCACCACCACCCCCUCCCCGGGGCCUCAGCAGAUGCUCAGCAAGCAGACGGAGACAGUCUUCACGGUGGUCAAUGUGGUAGUGCUGUCCGAGUUGAUCUCUCUGUUUGGGAUCUUCACCAACACCAUCACCAUCAUCGUGCUGGGCAGACAAGGUUUCCAGCGUACCAUCAACAUCAGCCUGAUGGGGAUGGCCGUCUCAGACCUGCUGUCUCUCGUAUCUCUGGCAUGUCUGUGUGUGGGCAACAACCCCUGGCUCAUCGACUCCAGUGUGCCCUUUGACCCCAUUGGCGUGUUUUACCUGACCACAGGAUGGCCCAACACGGCCUUUGCCCGUAUCACCGGUUGGAUCACCGCCUUCAUCGCCGUCGAACGCUGCCUGUGUGUGGCCAUGCCCCUCAAGAUCAAGAGCGUCCUGACCCACGGGCGCUCCCUCUUCAUCAUCGUCUGCAUCUACGUGGGCGUCAUCGCUGGGGUGGCGCCCAUCUACUGGACGGCCGCGCUGGACAGCAAGUUCGACGUGGCCAAAAACAAAACCGUGGUUGCCCUCAGCCUGAUCGGGGCCAACCGGGAUGAGAUUAAACGGGUUGCUCUUAGCAUCAACAACGUCUUCUCUCCCUUCACAAGCUUCGGUCUAGUCAUCGUCUGCACUGCAGUACUGGCGAUUAAACUUCACGGGAAAUCAAAAUGGCGGAAAACAGUUACGAGAAAUUUUGACCCGGUUAAGACCCCACUCCCAGAUACAAACAUAUCUACGGAAAUGAAAUAUCCAAUUUCUGUAAAAGAUACCGGAUCCGUGAAUCAAAAACCGGAAGUUUCGGAAAAAUCAAAAGACCCGACUGGCGCUAAGGAUAUGAAAGUGAUCAAACUUGUCGUGGCUCUGUCGUCUAUCUACAUCGUGAGCUCCGUACCGGCCGUGCUGCAUUAUUUCUGGAUGAUCCUUGACCCCCAGUACACGGUGGUGGGGCGCCAGUCCAACGUGCACCUCUCAGUGGCCGGCAUCACCUUCGUCUUCCAGGCGGCCAAUUCCAGCGUCAACAUGUUCGUCUACCUCACCAUGAGCUCAAGCUUCCGGGACGUCUUCUACACCCUGCCGCUCUUCAGGGCGUGUGGGAGGCAGGCCAAGAAAAUGUGA